Molecule: messenger RNA, 228 nt
Organism: Clonostachys solani
Lineage: Eukaryota; Fungi; Ascomycota; Sordariomycetes; Hypocreales; Bionectriaceae
Source: the annotation of a GenBank genome assembly
AUGGGCCUUGCCGAGCUCGAAGCCAAAAAGGAUGAAUUGAUUGCUGAGGCCAAGAGUGUUCAGACGACCCUGGAAACCCUUGAAAUGACAAUGGGUGAAAAUCCCUCUAUGAGUGACAGGAAGGCUAAGGAGGUCCUCACGGAAGUGCGAAAAGAUACGCAAGAUGAACUCUUCAAGAUCGAACGCGAGAUAUCCGAUCUCAUGGUCAAGGAAAUGAGUGCGGAAUAG